CAUUUUUUACCUUCUUUUAUAAUUAAUUUUUUUAGUAAUUACAAAGUGAAAACAAACUACCUAUUAGGUUAAGUGAGGUUAUGCUAUUAUGGUUAUCUACCCUGUAUACAUGAUAAGGUUUUUUAUAAAUUAGCUUUAACACUGUUUUUCUAUUUAUUUAUUAGUAUGUGUUUCCAUCCAUUCAAUAGAAUUUUCCAUUGGGGCCCACUGACUGCUCUAGGUAUAAUAAAAGUAGUUGCUGGUACGACAAUUUAUUGCAGUGAACUCUGGUGGCCUAAAUCGACUGUUGGGGGCUUCAUUAAUAGUGCAUGUUUCUUUUGCGGAUUUGGAUUAACAUUAUACAACUUUUUAUCAUCAGUAUUUAUUGGCCCAGGCUAUCUACAGUUACAUUGGAAACCGGAAAAUGAAAAUGAUAUCUUAUAUCUCCAAUACUGUGAAGUUUGUGAAGGCUACAAAGCACCCAGGGCUCACCACUGCAAAAAGUGUAAUCGAUGUGUCCUCAAAAUGGAUCACCACUGUCCUUGGAUCAAUAACUGUGUAGGUUGGGCAAACCAGCCAUAUUUUAUUGCAUUUCUUCUGUUUGCUGUCUUAGCCAGUAUGCAGAGUUCAGUAGUACUAUCAUUUUCACUUUAUCAUGCUUUAUACAGGCCCUGGUAUAUUUAUUAUAGAAUUAAAAACGUUCCUAUGAUACAUUUAAGUCUACAUGGUGUUAUCUUAACAGUUUUUGCUCUGGGAUUGGCUGUAGGGGUUGUUGUUGCUGUUGGAAUGGUAUUUGUAUUUCAAAUGCUUGCUGUUAUAAGGAAUCGCACAGGCAUAGAAGAUUGGAUUUUACAAAAGGCAAUUCACCGAAGGAGCGACAGUCACGAAGUGUUUAUUUUCCCAUACGAUUUGGGGAGAAAGGAGAAUAUAAGACAGGUCCUAAAUUGGAGUUUACAACCUCUUGGUGAUGGCAUUCAUUGGCCUGUGAGGGAGGGUUGUGACCAAUACACACUAACAAAAGAACAAUUGGAACAAAAAAAUGAAAAAAAAGAAAGAAGUCGAAUCUAUAGCAUUGUAAGACCAGUAUCAGGGUCUUGGUUUCCCAUUUCUUAUGGUUUUGGGACUUUUUUCCAUCCUGUUUGUACUGAUGAGCCAAGACUGAAACUGGAAAUUGGUGAUGAAGUUUUGGUCACUAGGUGGCGAAAAUAUUGGCUCUAUGGAGAAAAACAAAGUCCAAUUAUACCAAAGUUAAAGGGGUGGUUUCCACGAAAAAGUGCUAUUGAACUUACCAAUAAGAAGUUGGACUAGAUGAUCUUCCCCUUUAUCAUUAAGUAGACGUUUUCAGUCAUAACUAUCUGAUAUAACUGUUUAAUAAGUAUAAGGGAAUGUAUUGAAUAUGUAAUAUAUUUAUUUAAAAAAUGACGGGGCCUCUGCAUAUUGAAUUUCUUAUUAAUAAUUUUUAUUAAUGUAGUUCCUUCCUUUUUUGACUUACUUCUAAGAUUUUACACAAUUUUGUUUUCAUUAAGUGGAAUCUUAUGUGAAUAACUGCUGUAUAUUUUUGUA
Molecule: messenger RNA, 1542 nt
Organism: Agrilus planipennis (emerald ash borer)
Lineage: Eukaryota; Metazoa; Arthropoda; Insecta; Coleoptera; Buprestidae
Product: palmitoyltransferase ZDHHC6
Exons: 7
Coding region: 166-1287 (373 amino acids)
Biological process (GO): protein palmitoylation
Cellular component (GO): Golgi apparatus
Molecular function (GO): palmitoyltransferase activity
Source: RefSeq, a predicted model, not a curated record